CAUAUACCUUUCCAUUAUAACCCUUGCAUUUGGUGCUUCCGCACACAAAGGCAUUUUACAAAAACGUUUUACAUACACUGACAUCUGACAAAAUUAGGAUCUUUUAAUACAGGACGUCAGAGCACUGAUCCAAGGUCAGCUCUAGGUUCCUUCACCCGGCAGAACCCGCUGUAUUGUGACGAGAGCCCCGUUCAAGUACGAUUCACGUGCAGUGUCUUUGAAUAAAUGGAUCAAAAUUACAAUGCAUGCACCGUACCGCAGCUGAUACGGGGAAAUCGAGAGGAAAGAAAACUGGCAGUGAAGUACACGUACACUUUCAAGCCCGACCAAUACACAUGGCGGUUUGUACACGACCACCCAGAAACCUGGCCGUUUUACUCAUCGCUUUCUUCAUGAUUUUUCUUUUCGGAUACGUCUUUAAUGCCAACAAAGACACCCUAACGGCUUCAAGUAGAGAUGAUUUCAAUCGAUCAACCAAUCAAUAACAACCACUCGAGUGACUAAAUCCGCGAGGGUCCAUUAUGACUUGUGUGGACGUUUAUGGUAAAGCGUACGCUACUUUGUUUUUAAUCACUUUAGUUCUUAAUGUGUUUCUUGCUGAUAAUUACUUCCGACCAGUUCCGAUAUACCGUCAAAUGGAAUAUUUCACAAGGACACACAACGCUUCUAAAAAGGCGUCGAGCGGCAGUCUCGUCCUAACACAAGCCAAUUCCACAGCCGCCAACCACUCCAGCCAAAAUGGCGUCGCAAACCAACCGCUGGACUACGAAAUCGUCAUCUCCCACUUUAACGAGAAACUGGAUUGGAUGAAGCCCCUUGCCGAUCACAGUCACGUGUAUCACAAGGGAAAAGACAAGGGACCACCUUUUGAUGUCUACAAGUUGGAGAAGUUACCAAACGUGGGGAGAGAAGCCCACACCUACCUAUACCAUAUCAUACAGAAUUACGACAAACUCGCCAGUAUAACCGUCUUCCUACAAGGCACGGAUCCUGGUGGAGAGCAUAGGCAAUGGUGCUUUCCCACUGCGAUGGCGUUCGUCCAGCGAGCCAAGAAACACAAGUACUGCAAAAGCAGGCAUAGUUUAUAUGGCGACUGGGGGCGCAUCAGCCAUAUUAGCAAGUGGCUGAAAUCUCUUCAGAACGGCCAGAUGCGGAGAGCGAACCUGACUAUGGGCGAGUUCUACACGGCUUUGUUUGGCACCAAACCUCCACAUGGAGUGCCAUUGUGUUUAUCAGGAUGUUUCUCUGCUUCCAGGGGAAACCUGAGACGGUUCCCAGUUAGUUUUUAUGAGAAAGCCAUUUCGUUUGUGAACGAUCAUUCGGACCCAGAGGAGGGCCAUUACUUUGAGAGACUCUGGGCAACCAUAAUCAAUGUCAAGAAGAAGAAUCACAUUUGAAUCGGAGACACAUUUCAACCGGUACCCUGUAAACGUUUGUACUUUUAUGUACAAUUACCUCUUAAGAGGUUGCCAACCCUGGACUUUAUCUGCGGCUCCGGUUUUGGUUUUAGGUUUAAGUAAUCUGAGUGACUCAGUCAAAGAUAAAUUGAUUUUAGAUCAUCACAUUUUUGCAGUGAAAUAUAAAAAAUCCUGUGCAGUGCGUGGACAAAAUGAUAUCUUGGUCUCUUUUGAAACCACUUAAAAUGGUGAGACACUGAAAUGUGCGGCACGAAUUAAAUAAAACAAGACAGAGAUGUAUUUUGUAUAAGAUACAAGUCUAUGAUUUCUCCCUAAAAGUAGCAAGAAAAGUCAAGGGUAGUCCUAAGGCAUAAAAAAUACUUCUGCUUCCGAUUACAUGACCAGUUGAAAAGAGGGGUGGGCAGGUAUGUAGGGACAUUUUGUGUGGCGUACGGUCAUCAUGGAGGUGUCUGCGUGUAGUCAAGGGUAAACGGUAAUAGUUAUUGAUGAUUUUCGUGUAUAGGUAUUGAUGAUUUUCGGCUUUCUUAGAUGUAGGUAGCUCUCCAGCACUUAUCUGGGUCGUCACUCGUCACUCAAAUUUCGAUGGGAGGCAGGUAGAGUACAGGUACAUUGGGGAUAGCCUGACUGAGAUGAUCAUGGAGCUAUAAAAAUAGGCUCCGCGGUAUGAUCAAGGACAAACCACGCCUGCCGCCGUAUUUGCGAACAUAUUUACGGUCGUUAACUGAUUGAGAAGCCAUUAUCUCAGUGGGGUGCUCAUGAUCACGAACCUGGGAAUCCCGGGUUGGCGAAAUUAUAAGCCACAUUAGACUGGGCUCGGUCCAGCGGAUAUGCUACAACUUAUCAUAAAGAAGGUGGUGAGAACCUGGAAAUGACGGCUGGAAACAAAAUAUUAUUCAUAAUUAUAUUCCUCUUCAGCGGGUACUGUCACAAAAUCCCGCUAGAUCACUUCUAAAAAUCAGACUAAUCAGGUGCAUGGCCAUGUCACAAUAUGCCAUGCUCACACACUCAGUUGCUUAAGUUUUCCAGUCCAAUAACUCAUUUCCACUUGUACGCCCUACGUAAGACCUGAAGAUACUGAAUUCGACAUGCAGCGGGCACCUGACUUACUGUCUAUUAUGUUAAGGAGAAUGG
Patiria miniata (bat star) is the source of this 2549-nucleotide messenger RNA. RefSeq lists its product as uncharacterized. The transcript has 2 exons. Lineage: Eukaryota; Metazoa; Echinodermata; Asteroidea; Valvatida; Asterinidae. Bases 522 to 1397 code for a protein of 291 amino acids. The record is from RefSeq and is a predicted model, not a curated record.